This is a messenger RNA of Drosophila willistoni, 1662 nucleotides long. RefSeq lists its product as uncharacterized. Bases 1 to 1662 code for a protein of 553 amino acids. Gene Ontology annotation, biological process: DNA integration. Gene Ontology annotation, molecular function: nucleic acid binding. Lineage: Eukaryota; Metazoa; Arthropoda; Insecta; Diptera; Drosophilidae. The transcript has a single exon. The record is from RefSeq and is a predicted model, not a curated record.
AUGUAUCUCAAAAUACUGCUCCAACAAGUUUGGCGAUCGAAGAUUGAUUGGGAUGAGGAAAUACCACCCAAUCUGCAGGAUAUGUGGCAAUCAUGGCUGUCCUUCUUACCCUUGAUAGAGAACGUGCAAAUUCCGAGAUGCUAUUUUAAAAAUUGGCAUGCAAAAGACUGCCGAGUUCAAAUUCACGUAUUCGUGGAUGCGGGAGAAGACGCCUACUCUGCCGUUGCGUAUUUCCGUAUCGAACAAAAUAACCAAAUACUUUUGAGUCUCGUUUCAGCCAAUUCCAAGGUAGCUCCGUUGCAGCCGCUCUCGAUACCCCGCCUGGAGCUACAGGCAGCAGUAACUGGAGCGCGACUGAUGAAAAACAUAAUAGCACAACAUGAAAUAGACUUUGAGGAAUGUUACUUAUGGACCGACUCGAAAACGGUACUAGCGUGGCUCGAUGGAGACCCACGACGAUAUCAACAAUAUGUAAUGUUUAGGAUAGCCGAGAUAUGUGAGCUCACCGAGGCCAGAAACUGGAGAUGGGUACCAAGCAUACUAAAUGUUGCGGACAUCGCCACCAAACGACAACAUAGGCCUGAAACAUACACACAAUGGUUCGAAGGACCCAAAUUUUUAAAACUACCGCCGGCAGAUUGGCCGACGGAAACUACCAAUGAAAGGACAGUCACUGAGGAACUGCGUCCUCGUUUCCUUCACAUGCGAAGGGAACCAGCAAGAAUCAAUUACGAGUACUUCUCAAAAUUUAAUCGAUUGACCAGGGCAAUAGCAUGUUGGCUUGCCUAUAAGAGGAAAUUGAUCAACAAAAUACGUAAAUCAAAGGAGAAUACAAACCAACUGGCAUCCCAACUUAAUGAAGCCAGAAUGUUUCUAUACCGGAACAUACAACAAGAAUGUUACAACGAAGAGUACACAGCCAUCGAAAACGGCCACCACGUUUGCCGGAGCAGUCCACUAUGGAGGUUACAACUCUUCCUAAAUGACCAGGGAGUAUUGUGUGUACGCGAUCGAGCCAGUCGCUUCACUGGCACCCCUGAAGGUCGAAUCGCUCUACCCACCCAACACUGGGUUACAAAGCUGAUAGUCCGGCACUACCAUGGAAAAUACUAUCACAUGAAUCAUGAGACUACAGUAAAUGAGGUGAGGCAAAAAUAUUUUAUUCCAAAACUAAGACCUCUCCUUAAAGGGAUUCGUCGAGAUUGCCAACAAUGUAAGCUGAGUAGUGCUCGACCCAUUGCACCCUUAAUGGUGCCCCUACCGCGGGCUAGACUGGGUGCAUUCAAGCCAGCGUUUACGUAUGUAGGAGUUGAUUAUUUUGGGCCGCUAACAGUCAUCGAUGGAAGAAAGUCAUUGAAAAGAUGGGGCAUGCUGAUAACCUGCCUCACAAUGCGAGCAAUAAGCAUUGAGAUCGUGCAUAGUCUAACCACAAACUCAUGCCUAAUGGGCUUAAGACGCCAUAUAUCGCGCCGAGUCACACCAAAGGAAAUAUAUAGCGAUAACGGCACUAAUUUUCGAGGGACCGAUGCCUUCCUUAGAGACAAACUUCAACUGGAUGAUGCGAAAAUGCAUCGUGAAUUCUCGCAGCAGGAAAUAUCGUGGUACUUCAAUCCACCGUCAGCUCCUCACAUGGGAGGAGCCUGGGAGCGCUAUACCGUAUAA